AUGCCUUACAAAUACGGAGGCCCACGAAGUAAAGGGUGCCAUGCGUGCAGGGUUCGCAAAGUCAAGGUAGGCUAUGGCUGGCAUUCUCGCGCCCAUUUGCUCAUCAGAUGUCAAACAAAGUGCGACGAAGCUCGGCCAACUUGUGGGCGCUGCCUUCGGUCAGGCAAGAACUGCGAGUUUCGAGAAGCCUUCGAUCUUCUCCACUACGAUGAGACCGCACAUGCCUCUCAUCGAGCUCACGAACUAUGGCAGAAACGCUCAACCAAGUCAGACGAGAGCGAUACAUCCAGUCUUAGCACCACAACUACCCCUGCAGCCAUACCAUCCGAUCUGACACCGGUUCUGCGCCAACCCUUGUACGACUUGGCAAUGCAACGGUUUUUCUUCGACUACGUCUUCCAGAUGAAUACUCCUUUGGGGAGAGGAGGAUAUCUAGAAUACCUUCCGGACGUCUAUCCCGGGUUCAUCGACCAGCCUUUCUUCCUCUCCGCGUUCAAAGCUACUGCUUUGGCAAACUUUGCAAGGCGAUGCAACUCGAGAACUGCAUCCGAUGCAGCUCUGGCCGAGUACGGCAAAGCAAUAUGUCUGACAAACGCCGCUUUGAAGGAUGCCACCCUGGUCCUCAAAGACGAGACGCUCCUAGCUUGCCAACUAUUGGGAUUCUGCGAGAUCUACCUAUCCCCUGAAACGGCGUUCCGUAGCUGGUUCGCCCAUACAAAAGGAGCGGCGGCGCUUCUCGAACAUCGAGGGCUUGGUAUUCUCCAGACACCCCUAGGACCGACACUUUUCAGAGCAGUCCACACUCAAGAGGUUCUCUACAAAUGCUUGCGGUUCUGUCUGCGACCUACAGGUAAUCCACCAUUCGUGAAGCAAGUGUACGGCUCGGUGUCGGCUCAAAUACACCUGUUGGCUGCUGAUGUCGCCACUCUGUGCGCAGAUUACGUCGAGCAAAAGAGCACCCUGUCGGGCGAUGAGUAUGAUGCUUUUGCGACACAGCUCUUAGAGAGAGCUCAUGUCCUGGACCUUCGAUGGCAGCGACUCACAUCAGAUAUUCCAUGGAGCUUCAGCUACGACCGGAUCCCAACGAGGCAAUAUGGGUUGCUGCCGCAUUGGAUCUCGCCUUUGAUCCGGGACAAGCGAGCCCCUAUCUUCGUGCACGUCUACUCGGGAUUCGGACAGUGCUUUCUGUGGAAUGUGCUGCGGUACGCUCGAGUCCGACUGCAUGAGCUGCGAAUGAUCCUCGCGGGGGCCAUGACGCUGUCCGGAGCGGCGUCCGAGUCCAUCGAGGUGCUGUUGCAGCUUGAAGACGAGCUCAGCUCGACCGUGCCCGCCUUGUUGAUUGCUACCACAGAGGAGGACUACUCCGGUAAACGAUCAAAUGGAGAAGGCAUCCCAAGUUUCCGGUCCUUCUUGAUGAUCCGCUCGCUGAUGGCGGCCCGCAUGACGCUGGUGUUUCUGGCCCGACGAGGCCUCUAUGUCGAGGAGAGACUGGCCUGGCUCACUGACCUGUUUGCUUGCCUCCAUGAGCAUCUCACUAUUUUCGUUCCUCCGGAGUUUGACCCGCUGGAUGGGGACUGA
Messenger RNA from Fonsecaea multimorphosa CBS 102226, 1578 nucleotides. RefSeq lists its product as uncharacterized. The record is from RefSeq and is a predicted model, not a curated record. The transcript is spliced from 3 exons. Bases 1 to 1578 code for a protein of 525 amino acids. Gene Ontology annotation, biological process: regulation of DNA-templated transcription. Lineage: Eukaryota; Fungi; Ascomycota; Eurotiomycetes; Chaetothyriales; Herpotrichiellaceae. Gene Ontology annotation, molecular function: zinc ion binding; DNA-binding transcription factor activity, RNA polymerase II-specific.